UCCUGUCGCAUCCUCCUCUUCGAGUCUCGGAGACUCUCGCCUAUUCUUUCUUCUUCUUGUCAGUCGAUUGAUCCCUAGCGCAUUCUUCUCUUCGAGUCUCGGAGACUCGCCUCUUUUUUUCUUCUUCUUCUUCUCAGUCGAUUGAUCCCCAGCGCCACCUCCUCUUUGAGUCUCAGAGACUCUCGCCUCUCUCGCCGCCUUCUCUUCGAAGCCACAAGCCACACGCAUCACAGGUCAUGUGGGCUACACAUAUUUAACAGAUGCCCGUGGUUUUCCUAUGGACAAAGGGAGAACUAAUCAGGCAACCCAAAUGUUUGAGAAUCUGGGUGGUAUUUUGCGAAAAUUCAUUUUUUCAAUUCUUUCCAUUGGUCCUGUUCCUAGUCACAUUGCUUUCAUCAUGGAUGGGAAUCGCAGAUAUGCUAAGAAGCAAAAUCUCAUAGACGGGGAUGGCCAUAGGACUGGGUUUUCAGCUCUUAUGAAUAUGCUAAAAUACUGUUAUGAGUUGGGCACAAAACAUGUGACAGUUUAUGCCUUCAGUAUUGAUAAUUUCAAAAGAAGUCCUGAAGAAGUUCAAUCUAUUAUGCAAUUGAUGCAGGAAAAGAUUGAAGGGUUAAUUGAAGAGGAAAGCAUAGUGAACCGCUAUGGAAUUAGGGUUUACUUCCUAGGAGACCUUAAACUCUUGAACAAACCUGUCAGGUUGGCAGCCGAGAGGGCUAUGGGUGCCACUGCCAAAAAUUCGAAAGCUGUACUGUCAAUCUGUAUUGCCUACACGUCCUUGGAUGAGAUUACGCAUGCUGUUCAAGAAUCUGUUGAAGAGAAAUGUGAUGAAAUCAGAGUGUUAAACACUAGUGGUGCUGGGUAUCAUCACAGAGAGCAUCUAAUUAAUGUGACAGAUAUUGAGGAACAUAUGUAUACAGCAGUUGCACCUAAUCCUGAUAUCAUAAUACGUACUUCUGGUGAGACCCGCUUAAGCAAUUUUCUUUUGUGGCAGAGUGCAUUUUGCAUUCUGUACUCUCCCUCGGUGCUUUGGCCAGAGAUUAGUGUUUGGCAUUUGGUUUGGGCAGUUUUGGACUUCCAGAGGAACUACUCUUAUUUGGAAGAGAAAAAGAAGCAAGCUUAAAUUUGCAGCUUUAUUUUUGGAUAGCUUGGAUUUACAUUUUGCUAGUGGAAAUUACUUAUUUAAGGUAUCUGGAAUCUGAGUUAUUCCCUGGUAAACAUGGAAGAUUGUUGUAUCAAUAUUCACAUUUGUGUGGUGUAGAAUGAUACUGCACCGGCUCGACUCUUUCUCUCUCUCUCCCACACACUGACAGUUUUCAGAGCAUGUAUACUUAAUUUCACUUCUCUCAAGUUCCAAACCUGGGUUUUUCUUUGCGUUACUCUAUUUUUAUGUUCCCUUGUGGAUUUGUUAGGAAAGGGAAAUGCCUAAGAUGCUAGAUUUAUGAGGGUUCUCUAAGUAGAGACUAGGGUUGUGGGACUUGUGUUCUAUUUGAGGUAUGCUUCAUCUUCUCAAAGAUUCAUAUGUGACUUUGAC
Molecule: messenger RNA, 1531 nt
Organism: Ilex paraguariensis (yerba mate)
Lineage: Eukaryota; Viridiplantae; Streptophyta; Magnoliopsida; Aquifoliales; Aquifoliaceae
Source: the annotation of a GenBank genome assembly